AUAAUAAUAAUAAUCAUGAAGGGCUGCUUGUUCAAUAUCGACAAUGGUUAUCUUGAAGGUUUGUGCCGUGGAUUCAAGUGUGGAAUCCUGCAACAGAGUGAUUAUCUUAAUUUAGUUCAAUGUGAAACACUCGAAGAUUUAAAAUUACAUCUCGCUGGUACUGACUACGGCAGUUUUCUGGCAAACGAGCCCUCACCAUUAGCUGUCAGUGUCAUUGAUGACAAGCUGAGAGAAAAAUUAGUUAUUGAGUUCCAGCAUAUGCGUAAUCACUCCGUGGAACCUCUGUCACAGUUCCUGGACUUCAUAACCUACAGUUACAUGAUUGAUAAUAUUAUCCUGUUGAUAACUGGGACCCUUCACCAGCGACCGAUUUCUGAGCUGAUUCCCAAGUGUCAUCCGCUGGGUAGCUUUGAGCAAAUGGAAGCUAUUCAUGUUGCAGCUACUCCUGCUGAACUCUACAAUGCAGUAUUAGUUGAUACUCCGCUUGCUCCAUUUUUCGUCGACUGCAUCUCUGAGCAAGAUUUGGACGAGAUGAACAUUGAAAUAAUCAGAAACACUCUGUACAAAGCUUACUUGGAGGCUUUUUACACUUUUUGCAAAGACAUCGGAGGAACUACUGCUGAUACUAUGUGCGAGAUUCUAGCUUUUGAGGCGGACAGACGUGCUAUUAUUAUUACGAUCAAUUCUUUCGGUACUGAGCUCGGUAAGGAUGAUCGAGCCAAAUUGUACCCACGCUGCGGUCGGCUUAAUCCUGAUGGACUUGCUGCCUUAGCUCGGGCUGAUGAUUACGAACAAGUUAAAGCUGUUGCUGAGUAUUAUGCUGAAUACAGUGCAUUGUUUGAAGGCGCUGGUAAUAAUCCUGGAGAUAAGACUCUUGAAGAUAAAUUUUUUGAGCAUGAGGUACGCUUGAAUGUGCAUGCAUUCCUUCAACAAUUUCACUUUGGAGUAUUUUACAGUUAUCUAAAACUCAAAGAACAAGAAUGCCGGAACAUUGUCUGGAUCUCAGAGUGCGUUGCUCAAAAACAUCGCGCUAAAAUCGACAACUACAUCCCGAUAUUUUAA
Cotesia congregata is the source of this 1062-nucleotide messenger RNA. The record is from the annotation of a GenBank genome assembly. Lineage: Eukaryota; Metazoa; Arthropoda; Insecta; Hymenoptera; Braconidae.